CAAAGUCUAUCUAUCAUCAUGCAGAAGAACUUAAUUGUGUAUGCAGCUGUGCUGCUUGUGCUCUACCUCACUCUGGUAUUCUGCGAGGAAACGGAGGAAAGUGCUAGUGCUGACCCUGCCUUGCCGGCUGCCUUGGAUAACGAAACGGAGAGCUGGGAGAGCCUGGGCCGGGAACUGAUGGCAUUCGAGGGACGCACCCGUCGGCAUCGUCUGCACUCGUUUUAUCGCCAUAUCUGGCCCAUUGCCAUUGCCUACUUUAUCAAGGUGAAAGUGGUGAUCGUUUCGUUCUUCGUUGGAGGCGCCAUUUACUUGGGUCUGCGCUACUUCUUGCCCCAUAGUCCCAAUAGAUGCAACCAGGAGAUCAUCCUGGAUCAUCCUCCUCCAUCGUUCAGUCAUCACGAUCAUAUUCCCUACUCCCUCGAUCACGAUCAUUCAGAGCAUUCAUACGAUUCGCCGACAUCCUAUGACUCCAGCUCUGGACCCAGCUUUGAGCCCUACUCCGGUUACAGCAGCUACGCCGGCUCGGACAUAGUCUCUGAUGUCCAUAGCGACUAUCAUAACGAAUCUCCAACGGCUCCUGCCGAUGUGCGUCGUCGUGGUAGGCGCAGUGCUGAUGGGCAGCCAGAGAUCGAGAUCGAGGAUGAUGAGCAGGAGCAGGAUCAGGAUCAGGUCGAGAUUGUGGACGAGGAGAUAUCCGAGAGUGUGGCCCGUCAAAUGGCCACUGAAGAGCAAAUUGCGGACUUUAUGUUUGCCUUCUUGGGCCUCGACUCCAAGGCCUGCCGCCGUCGCUUCGUCUGCGAAAUGGAGUUCCGCUCCAAGCUGAACCCCUUGACCAGCAUGGCCUUCCGCAUUGUGGGACGCGGCUUCUUCGAGAAGUAUACCAACUCGCGCAAUCCCCAGGCCAGGGCCAAUAGCUUCGGCGAAUGCGCGGCCGUGAAUCCAGAGUGCAUAUUCGUCGAGACUGGCGAGACUACAGAGGCCGAGGGCCAGCAGGAAGAGAGCCAGCAGGAAGAGGAGCAGACGGCCACCGAGGAGGUGGAGGCCAGCAGCUUGGACUCUCAGAACGAGAUCAAUCUGCAGGCUGAGCGGCGUAAUGCCAAGCUGCGCAACCGCCGCGGCGAUCGCAUGCUGAGCCCCAUUGCCGAGCACAUUCUGAUGCAGUAG
Molecule: messenger RNA, 1164 nt
Organism: Drosophila obscura
Lineage: Eukaryota; Metazoa; Arthropoda; Insecta; Diptera; Drosophilidae
Exons: 4
Coding region: 19-1164 (381 amino acids)
Source: RefSeq, a predicted model, not a curated record